Schizosaccharomyces japonicus yFS275 is the source of this 2685-nucleotide messenger RNA. RefSeq names its product mRNA export shuttling protein. The coding region runs from base 234 to 2099 and encodes 621 amino acids. The transcript has a single exon. The record is from RefSeq and is a predicted model, not a curated record. Gene Ontology annotation, cellular component: cytoplasmic stress granule; cytoplasm; nucleus. NCBI's taxonomy places the organism in Eukaryota, Fungi, Ascomycota, Schizosaccharomycetes, Schizosaccharomycetales, Schizosaccharomycetaceae. Gene Ontology annotation, molecular function: poly(A) binding; nucleic acid binding; RNA binding. Gene Ontology annotation, biological process: nuclear-transcribed mRNA poly(A) tail shortening.
UUUUUUCACUACUGUAUUUAAAUAAGUAAGGUUCGGCUGUUCCUUGUUUGACUAGUUAAAUAACUGUCUCACAGCAUUCCAACAGUAACAGCAACCUUCACCACCAUACCAGAUGCCACAGGAGGAGGUACCUUACCUUGGGUGUUUGCCAUCCCACCAACCACAAAACCACAUAAAUCAAAAAAAUAUUGAAAAAUAACAAAAAAGCACCAAGUUUAAAUACUGAAAACGCCAUGCCUUCUACGGAUCUGAAAAAGUCUGCUGAGACCGUUGCUGAGGUGGAGGGAAAGCCCACGUCCAACCCUACUGCCGCCAACGAAGUUAAUAACAGCUCGAAGACGGACGCUGCUGCUGCUGCUCCUAGUGAGGAGACAAAGGAUUCCUCUGAGAGUGCAUCCAACAAGACGAAGAGCGAGAAUGGUAACACUUCCACAAGUGCUUCCCUUUACAUUGGUGAGUUGGAUCCUAUGGUGACGGAGGCUAUGCUUUUUGAGCUUUUCAACAGUAUUGGACCCGUUGCAAGCAUUCGUGUUUGCCGUGAUGCUGUAACACGCCGCUCCUUAGGCUACGCCUAUGUUAACUUCCAUAACAUGGAAGAUGGCGAAAAGGCUUUGGAUGAGUUGAACUACACGCUCAUCAAGGGACGUCCGUGCCGCAUUAUGUGGUCUCAACGUGACCCUUCGUUGCGUAAGAUGGGCACUGGCAAUGUUUUCAUCAAGAACUUGGAUCCUGCAAUUGAUAACAAGGCUCUUCAUGACACUUUCUCUGCUUUCGGUAAGAUCUUGUCGUGCAAGGUUGCUGUUGACGAGCUUGGAAACUCAAAGGGAUACGGCUUUGUUCAUUUUGACAGUGUCGACUCUGCCAACGCUGCCAUUGAACAUGUCAACGGUAUGCUUUUGAACGACAAGAAGGUUUACGUCGGCCACCAUAUUAGCCGCCGUGAUCGUCAAUCCAAGUUUGAGGCCCUUAAAGCCAACUUCACCAAUGUUUACGUGAAGAAUUUGGAUCUCGACACUACUGAGGAGGAGUUCACCAAGUUGUUCGAGAAAUAUGGCAAGAUCACCUCGUUGUCCCUUGCUAAGGAUAACGCUGGAAAAUUCCGUGGUUUUGCUUUUGUCAAUUUUGCUACUCAUGACAGCGCUCAACAGGCUGUGGAUGAGCUCAACGACUUUGAGUACAAGGGCAAGAAGCUCUACGUUGGUCGUGCACAAAAGAAGCAUGAGCGGCAAGAGGAGUUGCGCAAGCAAUAUGAACAGAUGAAGCUCGAAAAGAUUAACAAGUACCAGGGUGUGAAUCUUUUCGUCAAGAACCUCCAAGACGAGAUUGACGAUGAACGCCUAAAGUCUGAGUUUAGUGCUUUCGGUACCAUUACGUCUGCUAAGGUCAUGACUGAUGAGAACAACAAGUCUAAGGGUUUCGGUUUUGUUUGCUAUUCUAACCCUGAGGAGGCUACGAAGGCUAUUGCUGAGAUGAACCAACGUAUGCUAGCAGGUAAGCCUCUCUAUGUUGCUCUUGCUCAACGCAAGGAGGUUCGUCGCAGCCAAUUGGAGGCCCAAAUCCAAGCCCGCAACCAAUUCCGCUUGCAACAACAGGUUGCUGCUGCUGCCGGUAUUCCUGCCGCCGCCGUUCAAUAUGGCGCUGCUCCUAUCGUGUUCGGUCCUGGUGGUUAUCCCAUGCCCCCCGUUAAUGCUCGUGGCAUGCCCAUCGUUCCUGGACAACCUGGUGCAAUCCCUAUGUAUUCUGGCAUGCCCCAAUACGGUGCACCCGGUGCUUAUCCUGGUGUUGCACCUGCCGAGGUACCUGCCGUUGAAGGCGACAAGCCUGCUGACGCUCCUACUGAGGCUGCUUUGCCCGCUCGUUUAACUGCCGAGGAUUUGGCUCGUGCUCCUGAGGAAAAUAGAAAGCAAAUGAUCGGUGAGUUCUUGUACCCCAAGGUCUAUGUCCGUGAGGAGGAACUUGCCGGUAAGAUCACUGGAAUGCUUUUGGAAAUGGACAAUUCCGAGCUUUUGGAGCUUCUCGAGAAUGACGGUAUGUUGAACGAGAAGGUCGACGAGGCUUUGGCUGUCUUGCGUGAGUACGCUGCAAAGGAAGCCCAGUAAAUAUUCUGAAACUGGUUUAAAGAUCGUUUGUGCUUCCUAGCUUUCUAUUGGUGUGAAACAUUGCAGCAGAAUUCAAGCCGAAUUUCUUGCUUAUUUCGCAUCAGUUUGCAAGCUUAUCAAGCGCUACAUACUCAGUAUAUCAUUAUUCGUAUGCUGCAUCACCGAUUCCUGAUUUCUUUGCCAGCUUUCUUGUUUUGUUUUCUACUGUUGUGCUGACAUCUUGUUAUUUUCGUUAUUUUUCAUAUGCUCUUUUUUGGUUUUAAAGCUGGAAGGCAGGCAGUGGUCCGGAUGCUCAAUUGUGAGCAGUUGGGGCGUUAGAGAUAGUUUUUACGUAGCGACUGCAGCCAGGCUUUAGUUCCUCAGGCCAUUCGGCUGACCAUACCAACUCGUCUACAUCCAUAUGGCGCAGAAGGGGGAUAAUGUUUUCCAUACGAUUGCACCUGAGCACUCUGGACGGAUGUUCCACCAAUUUCUCCAGCACCGGCUGCAGCUUUAGCAUUUCAGGGGACAUUAAGUAAAUGAGAAACAGCGCCGACUUGUCGUAGCAUUUUUCAAUAGUACUAAGACGUGAAUUCUGUUCAUAAGA